Adineta ricciae is the source of this 669-nucleotide messenger RNA. Lineage: Eukaryota; Metazoa; Rotifera; Eurotatoria; Adinetida; Adinetidae. The record is from the annotation of a GenBank genome assembly.
AUGCACUAUCAACACCUAUGUGUCAUCAUCGCGCUUGUUUUUGUCGCAGUUGCGCAUUGUGACACAACAACGGUUUGUGAUUCUAGCGCAUGUCAAACUCCACUGACUGGUUUACAAAGUUCAAAUCGAUUUGUUCCAGCGGACUACACGAGAAAUCUCCUCAAUCCUGAUUAUUGGAUAGUGACGCCUGGAGGAAAUGUUAGUUACUUCAAUCUUUCGACUACACCGGCUUUAGCUGGUAUUGGUAUAGCUUUUACAUUGGUUAUGUUAGAACCCUGUGGUAUUAUUCUACCUCAUAUUCAUCCUCGUGGCUCCAAGGGUGUAUACAGUAUCACUGGAAAGUCACUUUUGGUAGGUUUCAUUCAAGAAAAUCGUGCACAAGUAGUUCUCAAUCAAAUUGGUAUUGGUUAUGCUGCGGCAAUUCCUCGAGGAGCCAUUCAUUUCGUACAGAACUUAGAUUGUUCUCCUUCUAUGCAGAUUGUCGCUUAUAACAAUGAAGAUCCCGGUCUUCUUACGCUUGGUUUGAACAUGUUUCGUUUUCCCGACGGUCCUCUAUCACCUGCGUUUGGUCAACCUGAUGAUUUCAUCAAUAACUUGAGAUCAAGUAUUCCCGGUUAUCCUCUCGACGUCAACAAAGAAUGCAGAAGAAAAUGUGGUCUGCCUACAUAA